GAUGCAUUAUCGUCAGCGAAAUACAACUGGUUGAUCACCGUCUGCCAGGCGGUUGAGGUCCAGCAAACAUUGCCGAGAAAGGACGCAUAGAAAUGCAACCACGAUUCCGUGUCCAAACCCUGUCCAAGGCUCUGAAGCCGAGCAGCAUACAGAUGACUGAAUCUGGAAUCUACGGAGUUACAGGUGUGGAACCUGAAGCUGGAUAUCAAGAGAACGGCUGGUCCGAUUUAAGCACAGAUCUGAGACAGAAGAUGGACUGCUUCCAUCGGUGUACGUGCAGUCAUCAACAAGGCUGAUAUGCAUUUGCAGAACUAAUAUUGACAUCAACA
Aspergillus welwitschiae is the source of this 329-nucleotide messenger RNA. RefSeq lists its product as uncharacterized. The record is from RefSeq and is a predicted model, not a curated record. NCBI's taxonomy places the organism in Eukaryota, Fungi, Ascomycota, Eurotiomycetes, Eurotiales, Aspergillaceae. The transcript has a single exon. The coding region runs from base 93 to 296 and encodes 67 amino acids.